UCGGUGAUCAAAAGUGAUGGCACCAUUGCAUUGGGUUGCAAUCGUUCUCUCCUUUGUAGCAAGUAUUCAAAACUAUGCAGGCCAUAUGGAAGCAUCAGCUGACAUAGGCGUUUGCUAUGGAAUGCUAGGGAACGACCUGCCUUCUGCACCAGAAGUGAUUAGCCUCUACAAACAAUACGGGAUUGAAAAAAUGAGGCUUUUCGAACCUAACAUCGCAGCACUCCAAGCGCUGAAAGGAAGCAACAUCAAUAUCACCCUGGACAUUCGAAACCAAGACUUAGCAGAUUUGGCAGCAAGUCAAGAUGCCGUGAACUCAUGGUUUAAUACCAAUGUAGAACCCUACCUAAAUGACAUUAACUUCAACUUCAUUGCUGUUGGUAAUGAGGUUAUUCCUGGUUCCUUGGGAGGGUAUGUCUUGCCUGUAAUGAAUUAUCUACAAAAAAUCCUCGACGAUAAAAACUUACACGGUAUUAAAGUGACAACCGUUUUGCCCGGAAAUGCCUUACAAUCUUCCUAUCCGCCUUCGAGUGGUGCUUUCACAUCAGAAGCAAGCAGUGUUUUGAGUGGCAUUCUUUCAUUUUUAUCCGCGAAAGGGUCACCCCUUAUGAUCAAUGUGUAUCCUUACUUCGCCUAUGCAUCAGACCCUACGGAUGUACGCUUGGACUACGCGCAAUUCACUGCAAAAAGCGCCGUGGUUCGGGACGGGUCGUUGAGCUAUUACAACCUGUUUGAUGCCAUGGUUGAUGCUUUUUUCGCGGCAAUGGAGAAAGCCGGAAGGGGUGAUGUCGGUGUUGUGGUGUCAGAGAGUGGUUGGCCUUCAGACGGGAAUGGAAAUUUCACCACUCCAAAACUUGCAGGGACAUAUAACAGGAAUUUUGUGAAACACAUAACCUCGAAAGUAGGGACUCCAAAAAAACCUGGUGCUUACAUUGAAGGGUACAUUUUUGCCAUGUUCAAUGAGAAUCAGAAACCUAGUGGCGUGGAGCAACAUUGGGGACUUUUUUAUCCUAACAAGCAACCUGUUUACCCUGUAUUUUAA
Messenger RNA from Malus domestica (apple), 1039 nucleotides. RefSeq names its product probable glucan endo-1,3-beta-glucosidase BG4. The record is from RefSeq and is a predicted model, not a curated record. Gene Ontology annotation, biological process: carbohydrate metabolic process. Gene Ontology annotation, cellular component: plasma membrane. Gene Ontology annotation, molecular function: hydrolase activity, hydrolyzing O-glycosyl compounds. Lineage: Eukaryota; Viridiplantae; Streptophyta; Magnoliopsida; Rosales; Rosaceae.